GUUUGCUAUGUUUGCAUCAUGGAACGAAUUCAUCGUCUUGCGCGUUCUCUGAGAACAGCCAGAUCUGUUGAACUACCAGCAGAUGACAAGGCCGCUCUGUCAAUCCUGAUGCCUCUUGUUAUGCAGAAUCAAUACAAAAUUGUAACGGAAUUACUUUCUUCUCCAACUUGUGCCUUUGAUAUGAAUCAGACGUAUGGUCGUGCAAAACGGAAUUUGGCGCACAUGGCUGCCAAUAUUGGUGCAUUCGAGUGUCUUGCAUUAUUUCUAAAGAAAGGUGUAGAUGUAAAUGCAACCGAUGAAUCUGGUGUGACACCUCUUCACUUAGCUGCAAGGAAUGGCUACAAGAAGUGUGUACAUAGACUAAUUGAAUGUGGAGCAGAUAUUCAUAUUCAAGACAGAGAUGGACUGACAGCUGUCCAUUGGCUUGCUUGCAGUGGAAGAACCGAACUGCUGUCCGAUCUUCUUGGCAAAGGAGAAUUUGUUGAUGUUGUAGAUUCACAAGGUCAGACUGCUCUUCAUGUAGCUUGCCAGAAUGGUCACAAACCUACUGUUGCCGUGUUAUUGGAGAGGAGAGCAAAUGUAGAUAAGGCCGACAGCCAUGGUCGUACUCCUCUUUUCUUUUCUAGCCGGUAUGGUCAGAGUGAGUGUGCUAUGUUGCUAAUUAAGCGAGGAGCUAAGUUGAUUUGUGAUCAUGAAGGUGUGUCUCCUAUUGAUCUGUGUGUUGAAGGCUGCUACCAGGAAUGUGCUUAUGUUCUAGUCGAAGCCUAUCCUCAACUACUUGCCCCUCUUAUUGGCAUGGUGCAGUCAAACAAGACAGAAGAACAGAAGGUUCAGUUGACAUUAGAGCACGUAUGUCUGUCUAGCGAGAAGUUUCUAUUGCAAGUGCUGCCUGCUUUAGCUCAAAUGACAGCUGGAUUUGGACAUGAACUGUUGAGCUUGUCCAGUGAUUUUCAGUACGUCAUGACUAGUUUCCUUCGCUCAGUUCGUACACUUUGUCAUCUUCAUCGUGUCAGUCAUAGCGCCUUUCGAACACGCUUGCAGUCAUCUACGAAACCACUGGCAAGAUUACAACGUCGUGCUGGUUCUGGCAUAUUUGACAGUGGCUCUCCUUCUCAUAAUCGAAGAAGCUGUAACUACCUGUCAACAUCCGAGGCUAGUCUUAGUGCAUUAGCAAUGAUGGAGUCUUUGUGGGAUUCCCUAGAGCAAUGGUUCAUCUUGCUAGCUAAUGAGGUGAAGAGAGUGGAAGAGAGUGAGAAUAAGGAUAAGAACAGCAAAGAGGCUUUUGAUGUUGAACACAUAGAAACAGAGACUAGAAACACACUUCCAGCAAAAUCAAAAUUAAGUCGCUCACAAUCUCAGUUGGCAUCUUUGCUGGUCCAAGGUACUCCAACUCCAGUACGACAGGCUUUUCUAAGAAGCAUUUCAGCAGAAGAUCAAGUUGCUUUUUCAGUACAUCACAACGACAGUCAAGACGAAUGGAGUGGCAACUUUGAGUGCAGAAGUGGAGAUAAUGAAGUCCCUGCAUGUGGCAACACAUCAGACAUUGGUGAAACAAGUGCUUUAGUACAAAACCUUAUGACAUCAACAUUCACAAAUGCCGAGUCAAGGACUUUUGAUGUUGAUGAGGAAGAUGCUGUAGCCAGUCAGCAGCCUCAGGAAGAUGAAGAAGUUGUGUUAAAUGUAAGUGCAGCAGAAGACAUGGUCUCACUAUUUGCUGAUCGUCUCAGUGCUAUAACUCAUGGUUUCUAUUUGCACUGCUGUUGCGAAAGUGUCUUACUGCAAAGAAACGGGCGUUUUCUUGACUUCUUGAAUCGACAUGAAAGAGUGCUAAAGGUUUUGCUGGCCAGAAAUCCAAAAAUCGUGUUUCAACAUUUUCAUUUUAUCCUGGAGUUGCCUGCCGUUCUUCCAAGGUUUAUGCACAUUGUUAGAUCUCAGCCCUUUGAAGAGAGGCGGGAGUGGUUUUAUGAGAAUCUUCAUCGUGACCAUAUAGUAAAUGGCAGUAGAGAUACUGAACAGUCAUAUCAAGAAGAAGAUGUGAUUUUUGUGUCAAGGGAUGGUUUGUUUGGCAGCUCCUGUGGAGUUUUUGCUGACGUAGAUGUUAGUCGCUUGAAAAAGAAAAACAUCAUUGUUCGUUUUCAGGGUGAAGAAGGGAUGGGGGCUGGUGUACAGAGGGAGUUUUUUGAUCUUCUAUCAAAGGAAAUUCUUAACCCUGAUUAUGCUCUUUUUACUCCAUCUCCAGACGGUGCUACAGUUCAACCAAACAGCAACUCUCAUGUUAAUCCUGAUCAUUUAAGUUAUUUUCAUUUUGCUGGUCGAAUUAUUGGCAUGGCUUUGUUUCAUCGUCAGCUGCUGCGAGUGUACUUCACACGUUCAUUUUACAAGCACAUUCUUGGUGCUCCCCUCAAUUAUCAAGAUGUUGCAUCUAUUGAUCCUGAAUAUGCAAGCAAUCUUCAGUGGGUGCUAGACAACAACAUCUCUGAUCUUGGAUUAGAACUGACAUUUGCUGUUGAGACUGAUGUGUUUGGAACCAUGCAAGAAGUGGAGUUGAAGCCAGGAGGAAGCAGAUUGUCUGUGACAGAAGAGAACAAGGCAGACUAUGUGCAACUAGUCACAGAAAUGCGCAUGACAAGAGCAAUACGACCUCAAAUAGAAAGCUUCCUUAUCGGCUUUCAUGAAUUUAUUCCAAAGUCUUUAGUAUCUCUUUUUGAUGGAUACGAGCUGGAAAUGUUGCUGUCUGGAUUGCCUGAAAUUACUGUUAGUGACUGGCAGGAAAACACGGAGUAUACAGGAGGUUAUGACAAAGACAAUCUAACUGUCAAGUCCUUUUGGGAUAUUGUUCAAAAGUUUGAUCACAAAACUCGAGUUCAGCUGCUGCAGUUUGUCACAGGAAGUUCUCGAGUUCCACUGGGGGGAUUUGCCUCUCUUGUUGGUGCUAGUGGACCACAAAAGUUUACAAUUUCUCGGACAGAUUCAACAGCAUUAAAUCAUCUGCCAACAGCCAGCACUUGCUUCAAUCUGCUGAAAUUGCCGGAGUAUUGCAGUAGGGCUCAACUUAAAGAGAGCUUAUUGAUUGCGCUGAAUUGUGGUGGCUUGGGAUUUGAAUUUGCAUAAAGGUAGAUGAUCUGUAAAUGCACUGCAUUGAGUUCACUGUGGUUGUUGUGUACUACUUUUUUUACUGUGUAUUGAUUGAUAUCAGUUUUAUAUGCAAUACUAGAUCUAGAACAUUGGUCAAUUAUUGCUACUUACAAUUCAUUUCAAAAAUACUAAUAGGCUAAUGUA
Messenger RNA from Corticium candelabrum, 3279 nucleotides. Its product is annotated as E3 ubiquitin-protein ligase HACE1-like. Gene Ontology annotation, biological process: protein polyubiquitination; Golgi organization; membrane fusion. Gene Ontology annotation, molecular function: protein binding; ubiquitin protein ligase activity. The transcript has 26 exons. The record is from RefSeq and is a predicted model, not a curated record. NCBI's taxonomy places the organism in Eukaryota, Metazoa, Porifera, Homoscleromorpha, Homosclerophorida, Plakinidae. Bases 19 to 3111 code for a protein of 1030 amino acids. Gene Ontology annotation, cellular component: cytoplasm; Golgi membrane; nucleus.